Messenger RNA from Seriola dumerili (greater amberjack), 4547 nucleotides. It is a transcript of the gene lonp2, whose product is annotated as lon peptidase 2, peroxisomal. Gene Ontology annotation, cellular component: peroxisomal matrix. The coding region runs from base 78 to 2609 and encodes 843 amino acids. The transcript has 17 exons. Gene Ontology annotation, molecular function: ATP hydrolysis activity; ATP binding; ATP-dependent peptidase activity. Gene Ontology annotation, biological process: protein processing; protein quality control for misfolded or incompletely synthesized proteins; protein catabolic process. The record is from RefSeq and is a predicted model, not a curated record. NCBI's taxonomy places the organism in Eukaryota, Metazoa, Chordata, Actinopteri, Carangiformes, Carangidae.
UGACAGUGGGGGUACGUGUUUGUUUGCAGGAUUUGUUUAUAAAAGAAAAGUGACCUGGCUUCUAAGAACCACAAACAAUGACUUCUGGCGGCGGAAUUCAGAUACCGAGCCGCCUCCCGCUGCUGCUGACCCAUGAAGGAGUGCUCCUCCCGGGUUCAACCGUCAGGUUUAGCGUUGACUCCGCGCGAAACAUGCACCUGGUCAGCCAACGGCUGUUAAAGGGGACCUCGCUGAAAAGCACAAUCAUAGGAGUGAUUCCCAACACCAGAGACCCAGAGCACGACACCGACGACCUGCCCACCCUGCAUAAAAUUGGUACAGCGGGGAUAGCAGUACAGGUGGUGGGCAGUAACUGGCCUAAGCCCCACUACACCCUCCUUAUCACUGGACUGUGCCGCUUUAGAGUGUCAAGUCUGCUGAAGGAGCGACCCUUUGUCCUGGCAGAGGUGGAGCAGUUGGAUAAAUUGGAGCAGUACACGACUCCAGCAACAGAGGGUGUCACCGCAGGUGAUGGAGAGCUGGGGGAGCUGUCCCAGAAGUUCUACCAGGCUGCCGUACAGUUGUUAGGUAUGUUGGACAUGUCUGUUCCAGUGGUGGCUAAGUUCAGGCGUCUGCUGGACAGUUUGCCCAGGGAAACUCUACCUGAUGUGGUCGCCUCCAUGAUCCGCACUUCGAACAAGGAGAAACUACAGGUCCUGGAUGCGCUGAGUUUGGAGGAGCGUUUUAAGAAAGCCCUGCCCAUGUUGACCCGACAGAUAGAGGGACUAAAACUGCUGCAGAAAACCAGGAAGACGAGUCCUGAUAACGAAAAGAGGGUGUUAUCGGUGCGUAAAGGUGGAGUGUUCCCAGGCCGGCAGUUCAAUCUGGAUGAGGAGGAUGAGGAUGAAGAUGGAGAUGACACUGCAGUCCUGGAGAGGAAAGUUCAUGGGGCAAACAUGCCUGAAGCUGCACUCAGAGUUUGCCUGAAGGAGCUCAAGAGAUUGAAGAAGAUGCCUCAGUCCAUGCCUGAGUAUGCCCUGACCAGAAACUACCUGGAUCUGAUGGUAGAGUUGCCAUGGAGUAAAAGCACCAAAGACUGCCUGGACAUCCGAGCUGCCCGCACUCUGCUGGACAACGAUCACUAUGCCAUGGACAAGCUGAAGAGACGUGUUCUGGAGUACCUGGCUGUCAGACAGCUGAAGACUUCACUCAAGGGCCCCAUUCUCUGCUUCGUGGGUCCCCCAGGAGUCGGUAAGACCAGCGUGGGACGCUCUAUCGCCAGGACUCUGGGCAGAGAGUUUCACCGCAUUGCAUUAGGAGGCGUCUGUGAUCAAUCUGACAUCCGAGGACACAGGCGCACAUAUGUAGGCAGCAUGCCAGGCCGCAUCAUCAACGGUUUGAAGACAGUAGGUGUGAAUAAUCCGGUCUUCCUCCUGGAUGAGGUGGACAAACUGGGAAAGAGUCUGCAAGGAGACCCUGCAGCCGCUCUGCUAGAGGUCCUGGACCCAGAGCAGAACCACAGCUUCACAGACCAUUACCUCAACGUGGCCUUUGACCUCUCCCAAGUGCUCUUUAUUGCUACUGCAAACACCACGGCAACCAUUCCCCCAGCCCUGCUGGACAGGAUGGAGGUACUGCAGGUACCAGGCUACACCCAGGAGGAAAAGGUCGAGAUAGCUCACCGUCACUUGAUCCCAAACCAGCUGGAGCAACAUGGAUUAACACCUCAACAGCUGCAUAUACCACAGGACACCACACAAGAUAUAAUCAGCAGGUAUACCCGGGAGGCAGGCGUGCGCUCCCUCGAGAGGAAGAUCGGGGCAAUCUGCAGAGCCGUGGCUGUGAAGGUCGCUGAAAGUCACAGAGUCCCCAAGACAGAGACUUUGAUCCCAGACGGCCCAGUAGAGCAGCGAGACAAGAUGGCGCCCCCAGAGAUGCCCAUAGUGAUCGACCACAUCGCCCUGAAAGACAUCCUGGGACCUCCACUGUUUGAAAUGGAGGUGUCUGAGCGGUUUACCCUGCCGGGUGUAGCUCUGGGGCUGGCCUGGACCCCGCUUGGUGGGGAGAUAAUGUUCGUGGAGGCCAGUCGAAUGGAAGGAGAAGGUCAGCUCACUCUGACCGGUCAGCUGGGAGAUGUUAUGAAAGAAUCCGCCCAUCUGGCCAUCAGUUGGCUUAGAACGAACGCUAAAACCUACCAGCUCACCAACAUGGUGGGUGCUCCAGAUCCUUUAGAAGGGACAGACAUCCACCUCCACUUCCCUGCUGGAGCUGUCACCAAGGAUGGCCCCUCUGCUGGCGUUACCAUAGUAACCUGCCUAGCCUCGCUGUUUAGCGGCCGAUUGGUCAGAUCAGACAUUGCCAUGACAGGGGAGAUCACAUUAAGAGGCCUGGUGCUGCCGGUGGGCGGGAUCAAGGACAAAGUCCUGGCAGCCUACAGGGCAGGAGUGAAGUGCGUCAUCCUCCCGAAACGCAACGAGAAGGACCUGGAGGAGCUUCCAGCCAACAUCCGAGCCGACCUCGACUUUGUCACCGCCGGAAACCUGGACGAGGUGCUGAACGCCGCCUUCGACGGAGGGUUUCAAGGGACAGCCAGCACACGUGCACCCCCCCAGCUGACCAGUAAACUGUAACACACUGUUUAAAAUACACAUGCACAGUGACAGUGUGAAGUUAGACAGUGUCCCUGAAUAGUCCUAACAGAAGAGAGAGUGGGUUGUCUUUCAGUUUGAGUCUAGUGACUUUUCCCCUGAUAUGCAGUGGCAGGAGUAAACAGUAAGUAAUUCAUGUUAUUCAAUCUUUAAAGGACAACUGAGGGAUUUGAACCUUAUCUUCACAUGUUUUUGGGUGUAAAUGGUCCACUGUUGAGGAAGAGCAGUAUACCAGGCAACAGCUAAACAGUUGCUGCAAUGUACGUCCACUGUAAGUGCUCAUAUUAUAUUAUAAGUGGGUAGGAUUCCUAUACGGAUAGAUCUUUUGUUAUAGAGUAAGAUCCCUUUUUUUUCUUAUUACCAGAAACAGACGUUGUAUCACUGUGUUCAAAGCCACCAGACUGUCCUUUUUGUCUCUAUUAGUCUUUUCCAAACAAAAACAUGGGAAAAUAAGGCCCAGGUUCAAAGUUAUCCUUCAACCUUUUUUAAGGUUCUUUGCGAGUGAGAUUUUAUUUUCAGAUUAUUUUCAUAUUGACGAGAUAAUUUGAGGUGAAUGAAGCUAUGAUUUAAGUCUACACGGACAUGGACAGUGUACAGUGACUUACUGUCAUAUGAAGUUACAGCAGCUUAUUUUUUAAUGCAUAUUAGCACAGUACACCCACUCACUCAUCAACUCAAGAGGACCAGAUCCAGCUCACAUCGCUGCUGAAUAUUGUUAUGUUGUCUUUUUGGGUUCAGCUGGCUGCUGUACAUUUACAUUACAUUAGCAGCACUGCAAUAUCCUUGUGAAGAAGGUGUGAGCUGAUUAAUGCGACAACACACUGGUAAGACACUGCAGCACUGAAUGAUUGACUUUUGAUUGUUCCACAAUGUGUGUGCUAAAACGUAUUGAAGACACAGUUAAUGUUGAACUGGUUUGUAUGUGAUGAAUGAUGCUGCUGAGAUGUGCUCAGAUACCAGGAGCCUGUUUGGAAACUGUGUUCAGUCACUCUUUGUAAUUAGUUUGUUUCUGUAACUUUCAGAUUUUGGAAUUUAUUAUCUGUGGAAACUUUAUGAAAAAUAACCACGAAAGAUUGCAGUUAGUUUGAUAAGUUUAUCUUAGAGGUUUAGAUGGGUGUGUUGUCUCAUCACAUCCCACACUGAGGCACUGACUACAUCAGGUUUAGAUAAAAUUUUCUUUGGCCAAAUAUUCUUAUUGUCACAGAAUCUUAAUCCAAACUGAUGUUUCUGGCAGAAUGAAUCUGACCCAUUCAGUGUCUGGAGUCCUCUGUCUCUGUGAGCCAGGAUGACAUGGUGGUAUGGAGCCCCAAAAGUGACAGAGUAGUAACAGCUUAUUGCACAAGUCAAAAAUAAUACUAUAAGUGUAUUUCAUGUUGUAUGAACAUCAAUGAAAUAUAUUGUUGGUUAAAUGAUUAAAUGUUUGUUUGAUUACUUUCCCUUUUAUCUCUAAUCAGUUGAUUAAAAAACCAAGAAGCUUAUUUUUUGGUUGAAGAGCAAAGGAUAAAGCUUUGUAUUUCAUUUCACUCUCAAUUUCAGUUAUUUACCUAACAAUAUUAUUCAUUGAUAUAUAUUUACUUACAUUUGUGACUUCUCAUGUUUGUUAACUUUAUUUUACAUCAGGUUGUAAUGUUGUCUCCCAUAAUGCAAUAAUAAUGUACACACAGUACCCUAACCCUGACACACUGACUUGUAGGCAGGUCUGCAUCAAAUCUGUGUCCUGUGACUUCACUGUAACUAUGAGGCUGUGAUUAUUUGGAAGUGCUGACUAAAAAUUGGAUUGUAAUUCCCGUUGUUAACAUGAACGAUGUGUGGCAGUGUAGCAAACUUGAUGAUUUUUUAAUGCAAUACACUGAUUUGAUACUAAACCGAGAUGCACUUGUGUCCUGUUAGAUAACUUUAAAAAAACAAGAGUUGAAUUAA